Molecule: messenger RNA, 2074 nt
Organism: Panicum virgatum (switchgrass)
Lineage: Eukaryota; Viridiplantae; Streptophyta; Magnoliopsida; Poales; Poaceae
Product: cell division control protein 6 homolog
Exons: 16
Coding region: 158-1594 (478 amino acids)
Biological process (GO): cell division; mitotic DNA replication checkpoint signaling; DNA replication initiation
Cellular component (GO): nucleus
Molecular function (GO): DNA replication origin binding; ATP hydrolysis activity
Source: RefSeq, a predicted model, not a curated record
CGCGCUCUGCGCGCGGUCGCGCCCCUGCACGGCCCGCCCUUUUUCUUCCCCGCCCGCCUCCCUCUCCACGCCAUCCGCGCUCACCAUUCCUCCCCGAUUCCCCCACAUCUGCCAAGUAAGUAACAGCAGAUUUCCCGUCCCGUCCCCUCAGGCAGCGAUGCCGACCCUCCGCAGCGCCACGGCGGGCGCGUCCCCCGCGGCGGCCAGCACGCCGCGCAGCGUCAAGCGCCGGCUGACGUCGCCGGACGCGCCGCGGCACACCUCCCCUCACCGAUCCCCGCACGCCGGCGCCGGAACGGUCUGCACGCCGAAGCUGCUGUCGACGUCGCCCAAGUCCUCCAGGAAGCGGCUCUACGGCGACCUUGUCGCGGCCGAGAAGCCCAAGUGGCAUCCCCGAGAUCCCGCGCAGAUGAGGGCUGUCAAGGAGGCGCUGCACGUGGCAACGGUGCCGUCGUGUGAAUUGGUUUGCCGGGACAAUGAGCAGAGGCGCGUGUUUGAGUUCUGCAAGGCGUGCGUCCAGCAGGCGAAGGCUGGGAGCCUGUAUGUCUGCGGGUGCCCCGGCACAGGGAAGACCUUAUCCAUUAACAAGGUUAAGGAGAGCUUGGUGUGUUGGGCAGAUGAGCUGGGAAUGGAGACACCUGACUCACUAGCAAUCAAUUGCACAAACCUAGCAAACACAUCCGAGAUUUUUAGCAAGAUACUAGGACAAUUUCAGAACCGUAAGAAGGUAACCAGCAAAUUGUCACCACUUCAGCAACUCCAGAGCAUGUUUUCCAACAAGGAAUCCGCUCCAAGAAGAAUGAUGUUGGUCAUUGUGGAUGAGAUGGACUACUUAAUAACAAGAGAUCGGGCUGUGCUACAUGAUCUUUUCAUGCUUAUGACUUGCCCAUAUUCAAGAUGCAUACUAAUAGGAAUUGCGAAUGCCAUAGACCUAGCAGAUCGCUUUCUUCCAAAGCUUGAAUCCUUAAAUUGCAAACCUCUUGUUGUAACUUUCCGUGCUUAUUGCAAGGAUCAAAUAUGUGACAUAAUUAAGCAUAGACUAAAGGUUCUAGAGUACGAUGUUUUUGAACCACUGGCCCUGGAGUUUUGUGCUAGAAAAGUCGCAGCAGCCACUGGUGACAUGAGAAAGGCUCUAGGUGUCUGCAGGAGUGCUGUGGAGGUUCUUGAAGCCAGGCUACAAGAUUCUUCUGAUCAAGAAUUAGGAAUAGUGACAUUUGACCAUAUGGAUAUAGCCUUGUCAAAGGCAUUCAAGUCAGCAGUAGUAGAUAGCAUAUUGCCUCUUCCACAACAACAACAGAUGGUACUGUGUGCAUUGGCAAAUACUUUCCAACAUUGCAAGAGAAAGGCUAUUACUCUAGGAGAGCUCAACAAAUCAUACAUCGAAAUCUGUAGAUCAACCCAAGUCCCAGCAGUUGGAAUGCUUGAAUUUUCUAACAUGUGCAUGAUUUUGAGUGAUCAGGGAUUCAUGAAGUUAGGGCAAUCCAAGGAAGAUAAGCUUAGGAGAGUGACACUUCAGAUUGACAUUUCAGAUAUUGGUUUUGCGUUUAAGGGAAAUCGUUUCUUUCAAAAAUGCCUGGAGCAGCCAAGAUGCUAGCUAGACUCAAUUACACCAUGAAGCCAAUUGUGGCUAUACAUUUUUUGUGUACCAACAAUUACAACCCUGGAUGCGCAAACGCUCGGUGACUGACUGAUACAAUCCCAUCACGCCAGCUCAGUUCUUAAUAUGCCAUCAACCAUGCUAGUGAUAGCAGUCAGCAGGCUGCAUCGUAUAUUGCUUCCUCAUGGAUUGUUUACAAUCCAGUUCAUUUUCACCAUUUUCGUUCUACAGUGCCGAGAGAAGUGUACAUGUGAUGAGUUAUAUUUCCUAUACACAAUUCUUGCAAAAUAUAGAUGACUGUAUUCUGACUUAUUUUUUCAAUUUGGGCUUUCAAUUUUUAUUCUACCAAAACUGAUUGAUUGUGUAUCUUCUAGCAUAUCAAUAACAUUUGCUGUAAGAAUCCUUGCUGAAAGUUGGAAUCAGUAACGAUAAGCUGGGAUCAUGUAAUGUAUUUUGGCCAAAUCAAUUGCCCUCUGA